CAAAGAGCAUAUAAUCGCUUGCUUAGUGACUGACAUUCACCUGACAUUUCUGCUUUGGUUCUGAUUGCAGAUGUUGUUAAUUUUGUCGAAAUUUAGGAAGAAAUAAAAUAGAACUAAGUAAGAUCGGAUAACUGAAGCGUUUGUUCAUUAACGGCCCUUUGAUAACUAAGUUAAAACUCUUGAGACUAGUAGAAUGCCGGAGACAAGUGCCGGCGGCCCUACAGAAAAUGAUGCUGAACACGAGGCUGACUCCGAACCAGGCGGGUUCUCACUAAGCGUGGACCUAAGCGCCUGCAUGGGUACCCAAACACGAUGCCGCAUGUGGGUGCGCCGACGUGCCCGCAAAGUGCGCUGGCUGGCGAGCCGCGUGCGACGUGUAACAAAGCUCAAAGGCCCAAUUCUGUUGCUGGCGGGGGAUCAUUUGCUACCACCCAGCGAGCCAAUGAAAGUGGUGCGACCUGAUGAUACAGUGCGGGUCACACGGGUGGAACACAAAUGGCAGCACGCGUUCAGCAUCGAAGACUCUGAUGAUGAGGCAUCAAUGCCAACCGCUUCCCCAUUCCAACCCUGGUCAGUCAAUCAAAACAGCACAAUCCAAACCUCCAAGGAAAACAGACCCAAGAAAUCUAUUACUAAACAAUGGGAACCAACAAACAUUAACCAAGUUGUGCCAGUACACCCUUCUCCAACUCAACAGCUACCAAUCGUACAAAACAACCCCACGACCCAAAGCAACCCCAAGAAAACAACAAGACCAAUGUGGCAACCCACAAUUAACCAAGUUAACCAACAGUCUUCAGCUGCACGUAAACGGAAGUUUACUGUAGGUGAUACACUGUUCCGGUUAAAAAGGGCAGAGGAAAGCAGAACACAAACACCACCAGAAACAGAACAAACUUCAAAUUCACAGUUAUCUAAGCCGAUUGAAGAUAUUUCAAAGUUUGAAGAAGUUGCUCAGAAGUUCACAGCAGUGUACCAAGAGUCUGUGCCAAAUGACAAUGAUGCAUUGAAUCAAGUCAAGAGAAGAGCACUAGCAUUGCUAGAACAAGUGACAGACGAAAAAGAUACAGAUGUAGUUGACGCGCCUAAGAAGAAACGGCACCGCGUGCGACGACGUCGACCAGCUAAGUUUUCCAAUCCAGAAGAAUUUAUUCAAGAUCUUGACUCUGAAUCAGGAAUACAAAAUGUAUCACAACUCUCGAAGAAUCUUGAUCCGACAAAAGAACAGGAUGUACAAAAUGGAUCCAAGGAAUCUCUGAAGCUAAAUAAUGACGUGGAUCUUACAAAAGAACAAGAUGAUUUAGAAUCUAAAGCUAUGCUGAUUAAAUUCAUAAGCCCGGAUAGAAAUAACGACAAUCAAGACAGUGAAUCAGACGAUCUUGACAUAAUUGGACCCGAAGAACAACCAGCCUCAACCGCUCAGCUAAUACAUUCUGUUCAAUCAUCCAAGGCUUUGCCAACUCCGACCAUGUUGGCUGCCCAGCCCUCUCCAACAUGGAUGGUGGAUUUUGUAGACAUGCCACCAGAGACUCAAAUACCUGUGCUAGUCAGGGAUACAACACCGCGGCCGCCACGUGUUGUACGCGCGCUUGGCACCCAACCCUAGUAGCAACGUGACGUCAGCGACGUCAUAAUGACGUAACAGACGUCACAAUGACGUAUAAAUGCUACCUAGGAAGGGCUAUAUCAGUGUUAAAAAUUGGCAAAUGGAAGUGUUAAAAUACUUAUUACAUGAUUUGAUAUUUUUAAGUAAUGAAUCGAUAAUGAUAAGAUUUGAUCUUAAUUGUUAAUUACAUAUGUCUAUGCUAAGUAAUAAUUCGUAUGUUUCAUAACUAAUUUUUUUUAGUAAGAUUACUAGUCCAAAAUUAAAAGUAUCAAGUUGUUUUUUUGUAACGAAGAUGACUUCUGUAUGUUUAUUCAUCAACAACCAAUCAAUUAUUAAUUAAUUAAUUAUUAGUUUAGCCAAUGGAAACCUGUUUUGGUUAACCUUUUCGACGCCGUGUCAAACACAAAAGCUGUCACUCGGACGCUACGUCACCGAAGUGUCAAAACUGAAAUUGAACUUUAUGCACAUGCACGUAGGUCUAUGUUGCUCUGUGGUCUGUGACCGAUUAAUCCGUCUUUGGCGUUGGACCUGCGGUGCCGCUAUAUCCGUCAUUGGCAUCCAAAAGGUUAAUUAAAUAUGUCUAUGCUAAUAAAGUAAAGUAAUAAUGCAUCUUUUAUAA
Molecule: messenger RNA, 2225 nt
Organism: Cydia strobilella
Lineage: Eukaryota; Metazoa; Arthropoda; Insecta; Lepidoptera; Tortricidae
Exons: 3
Coding region: 194-1606 (470 amino acids)
Source: RefSeq, a predicted model, not a curated record